GACAGGGCAGGGGGCAACCCCACUAAGGCGGGAUGUUCAUGUCCAAGUCCAACUCGGUGUCGCCGUCGCCGUCCCUGGAGCAGGCUGACUCGGAUGCGCUGGACAUCAGCACCAAAGUGCAGCUCUACGGCGUGCUGUGGAAGCGGCCCUUCGGGCGGCCAUCCGCCAAGUGGUCCCGGCGGUUUUUCAUCAUCAAAGAGAGCUUUCUUCUUUACUACUCUGAAAGUGAAAAAAAGAGCUUUGAAACCAAUAAAUACUUCAAUAUACAUCCGAAGGGCGUCAUCCCUCUCGGGGGCUGCCUGGUAGAGGCUAAGGAAGAGCCCAGCAUGCCCUAUGCCAUGAAAAUCUCCCACCAGGACUUUCAUGUGCACCGUGGCCCCUCUUCCUGGCAGGGGAACAUCUUGCUGGCGGCAGAGUCCGAGUUUGAGCAGACGCAGUGGCUGGAGAUGCUGCAGGAGUCGGGGAAGGUGACCUGGAAGAACGCCCAGCUCGGAGAAGCCAUGAUCAAAAGCCUGGAGGCCCAGGGGCUGCAGUUGGCCAAGGAGAAGCAGGAGUACUUAGACAAGCUGAUGGAAGAGACCGAAGAGCUCUGCCUGCAGAGGGAGCAGAGAGAGGAGCUCGAACGCCUUAACCAGGUGCUGGAGGCUGAGAAGCAGCAGUUCGAGGAGGUGGUACAGGAGCUGAGAGUGGAGCAGGAGCAGAUCAAGAGGGAGCUAGAACUGACUGCAAGAUGCCUCAAAGGUGUGGAGCAAGAGAAGAAGGAGCUGAGGCACCUCACAGAGUCCUUGCAGCAGACGCUGGAGGAACUCUCCAUAGAGAAGAAGAAAACCCUGGAAAUGCUGGAGAAGAAUGAGAACCAACUGCAGACACUGGCCAGUCAGAGCGAGCAGCCCUCUCCCAAUGGGGGUCUCCAUAGCAACCUGAGGCAGAUCGAGGAGAAGAUGCAGCAGCUCUUGGAGGAGAAGCUCCUGGCAGAGAAGCGGAUGAAGGAGAACGAGGAACGCUCGCGGGCCCUGGAGGAGGAGCGCGAGUUCUAUUCCAGCCAGUCCCAGGCGCUGCAGAACUCGCUGCAGGAGCUGACGGCACAGAAGCAGCAGGCGGAGCAGGAGCUCAAGGCCGAGGUGAAGGUCCGCAUGGACCUGGAGAGGCGCCUGCGGGAGGCCGAGGCGGCCCUGAGGAGCCUGGAACAAGGGCUCAACUCCAAGGUGCGGAACAAGGAGAAGGAGGAGAGGAUGCGGGCUGACGUGAGCCAUCUGAAAAGGUUCUUCGAGGAGUGCAUCCGGAACGCGGAGCUGGAGGCCAAGAUGCCGGUCAUCAUGAAGAACUCCGUGUACAUCCACAAGGCAGCCACUCGCCGUAUCAAGAGCUGCCGUUUCCAUCGGCGCCGGUCCAGCACCACUUGGAAUGACAUGAAGCCGUCCCAGUCCUUCAUGACCUCCCAGCUGGAAGCCAACAACAUAGAGGAGCUGAAAGAGGUGGCUAAGCGGCUGAGCCGAGAUCAGCGCUUCCGGGAAUCUAUCUACCACAUCAUGGUGACUCAGCCUGGACCAUCCUCGGCGCUUCCCCAGGGUGGAAAGUGAUGUGCUUUCCUCCCCAUCUCCCAGGUCUUUCCUGGGUGGGGGCUGGGAAUAGGCAGAGUGGGGAGGCUGACUCUACCUGGCUUCUCUCAGCUCUCCUCUGGGCCAGAGCUGCACCUGGGGGCAGCCUCACCCUCAAAGGACAAGGACACUACCUCCCUCACCACCCCCUGCCCCAGACUCUACCCUUGGGUCUAUACCAGGCCCAUGCUGGUCCCAACUGUGAGCUGCCUGGUUGUCAUGACGAGGCCGGGAAGAGGCCUGGUUGCAUGUGGAGACUUUUUUCUUUUUGGCUGGGGAGUGUGGUGGGCAGGGCCCACAGCUCUCUGACAUGCCCACUCUACCUCUCUGUGACUCUGCCACCCUGCCCGUCCUGGUACGUGAAGGCCUCCCCUCUUCACCUUGACAUUUGCCUCCCCUGGGGGGCUUCCUAAUGCUCUCUGCUUCAGCGACCUAUAGACAUUCCUUAGUGGAGGGCCUUCGCUUUGGCCACAUCUGGGUCCGUGGCACACCGUACUGCCACAGUAUCACCUGUCCUGAGGUUGGGCCCUGGCUGUGGGAUCGCCUGCUCGCUCCCCUCCUUGGGUGAGCUCACCCACCUAUAGCCUCUGCACCCUGUGGGGGUGAUGUAAUGCAGCUCCCAUCCCCUGCAUCCCACCUGCAUGUGUACCUAGGGCCCUGGCCCCUGGCUCGGAGCUGGGGCGGCAGCGACGCUGAGAGCUCUCCCAGAGGACUCAGCAAGUCGGGGAGCGGGGGAAGGUGGCCCAGGCUCCUGCAGGGUCUUCCGGUUGGACAGAGAGGCCGCUCCUUCUGGCUAUGGUGGCCCUGUUGGUUCAAGGUGUCACAGAUGACUCCCUCCUGGUUGCCCCUGCUUUGGUGGCCUUGCUCCUUCCUCUCCCUGCAGAGGUUUUACCCAGUGAAGCAGUGUGACCGUGAACCCUGAAAGAUGGGGCUUGGGCCUGUGAAAUGGCCAGUAGCCCCAGGUUGGCCCAUGUCAUCAGGGGUGAAGCUGAAACACCUACCUGCAGCUUUUGUGGAAAACCACCACCCUCCAUGAAGCUGAGGGCUGUGGGGUAUGCCCCUCACCCAGCCCCUCCCUCUCAGGGCCCGCCCUCCAAAGCUUCCGAGUCUGUUGGUCCCUUCAGAAAGGGGAUCCAUCUGGGAUUAGGGUGCUCAGGGACACUGGUGGCAUUAAAGGUGCUGAUUCUCUGCUGCUUAGAAAACUGAGUGAGGAGCUCAAUCAGAGAGAUGGACAGAUGGCUGCAGGGUCAGUCCCUGCAGAGGCGCGGCUCCCUGGGGACUUGUGUGGGGCUCUUCUGUGGGAAGAGGAGUAUUGCUGACUCAACACUCGUGCAUGUCCCCUGCUCGUGCUCAGAGCUGCUUGGGGAGACUAAUCUCAGCAGCCCUUCCUCCGUGGAUGGUGGACUUUGAUGGCUUCAGCCAAUCUCUUCCGAGUCUAGGUGGGGACAGAGGUGGAGGUGCUUCAGAGUUAAUGCAUCUAAAUCAGAGUCUAAAUGUAAGACCUUUAAACAUGUAGAAACCUGCAUAAACCUGGAAAUAAUUUAUGCAAUGUGUAUGUAGGAUGGACUUUGAAAUGUCGGGGAAGACUUAUAACACCAAGAUCACUGUUUUAUUUUUCGCAUCUUUGUUUUUAAAGCAUUAUAUUAAUACUGGUUUGCUUUUGGAGAAAGACCAUUUGGACAUUCUCAAAUGCAUUUAAUUUUUUCUGGGCCAGCUAUCAACCAGAAAGGAAAGUGUUUUUCCAUGCACAUUCACCAAUCCCUAGUUUCUUUCCUCCUGUUUCACCCUGUACUUACAAUGCCUCAGGCAAAUCUGGGUUUCUCUUCAACAAACUGGUCAAUUCAUAAGUAUUUAUUUGUUAAAAACUCACUGUGUACCUUGUACUGUAAAUAGAAAAAGAGCAAAAUCCAUGUAUGAAAAUAUGUAAAGGUGGAAAUUGCUUAUUGGAAAU
This is a messenger RNA of Pteronotus mesoamericanus, 3549 nucleotides long. It is a transcript of the gene PLEKHD1, whose product is annotated as pleckstrin homology and coiled-coil domain containing D1. The record is from RefSeq and is a predicted model, not a curated record. The coding region runs from base 33 to 1580 and encodes 515 amino acids. The transcript has 13 exons. Lineage: Eukaryota; Metazoa; Chordata; Mammalia; Chiroptera; Mormoopidae.